Peronospora matthiolae is the source of this 1485-nucleotide messenger RNA. The record is from the annotation of a GenBank genome assembly. Lineage: Eukaryota; Oomycota; Peronosporomycetes; Peronosporales; Peronosporaceae.
AUGACCAAGGUCCCGCGGCUUCUUUUCCGUUGGUCGUGGCUCACGUGGCUCGUGCUCGCGUACUGGAACAAGGCCAAGUCGUAUCUGCUUUAUUAUCUCACCCUGUGGGUGUGGAGACCGCUUGUGACGCGCCUGGGAAGCGGCAGGAGGAAUCUUCUGGCUCACGAGGCACCCGAUGAAGGAUCCGGUCCGUCAUCUUUUGAUUAUAGCGUUACUACGGCACCUGGGGACGCUGUGAUUGGACCUUCUGGACUCGUGAACAUUGGCAACUUGUGCUUUGUGAACGCUGUACUGCAGUGCCUUGCGACUGUUCCAGAGUUUGUCGAGAGUGUGGACCGAGCGUUGCGUACACGGAAUCAGCUCUAUUCCAGUCAAAUCGAGAACGAUACUAUUGAGAAUAAGGUGUUGGUAGCAGAGACACUUGUGAGUUUAUUGAGAGGCAUUGGCCAUGAGGUCGAGCUGAACGUGGAACUUGAAGCAGACGGUGAACAGAAUCACUUGGGCCGUUUGGCUCGAGACGACAAUCAGCAAAAGCUGCGAAGCUUUCGCUCGGCAGCAAGUCAAUGCACUUACUUGGUGUCUAGUGCAGCCUCGAGACAGGAACAACAGGAUGCUGAGGAAUUCCUCUCGUUCUUGCUGGAGUUAUUGCAUGAUUUGCUGCGAGUUUCGGCACAGCCGACUCGACAGGAAGAAGAGCGGCAACGCUUUUUGCAGUCGGAAGACUGGUUCUUGCAGCAGUUGAAGAAAUGCGACCCGAACGAUCCACGUUCGUAUAUACAAGCAGUGGCAAAUAUUGGCGACGUGAGAUGGAACUACUUUUUGCGACAGAAUGCCUCGGCGAUUACUGAUCUUUUUUCAGCGCAGACUGUGCGAGGUUCUCAAUGCUGUAGUUGUGCGAACCUCACGUGUCUUCACGAAGAACAACGGAUAUUUUCUCUUGCGAUUUCUUCAGGAAAUGAAGACCAAACGCUUGCCGAGUGUCUAGAACGCUUUCGUCAUCCAGAGCAGCUUACUGGAGAGAAUCGCGUAUACUGCGAUGGCUACUGCCGUGCUAAGACAACUCGCCUGACGCAGAUUCUUCUGCAGCGUGUGCCACCAGUGUUAGUAUUUCAACUGCAACGGUUUAAGCACACAUCCUUGAAGGGGCAAACAGAGAAAGUGGAUACGCCGGUGAGUUUUCCGUGUGGGAAGAAUGACCCCCUGGACAUUACCAUGAACGCUUUUAUGCGAGACGAAGAAGGUCGCGCGACGUUCGAGUUGACCGCAGUGUGCGCUCACGUUGGCAGCUCCAUCGACUCCGGCCAUUAUGUCGCGUAUGUGCGCCACGAAUAUUCACGUCACGACGCUAUACGUCCCGAGCAAUGGCUUCGGAUUGAUGAUGAAGUAGUUUCCGUUAUUGAUGAAGCACAGCUACGAAACGAGACGCUGUGUUCUGCAUAUCUCCUCUUCUACGCUCAAGCACCCAGGCGAGAAGACGGUGAUUGA